Condylura cristata (star-nosed mole) is the source of this 1665-nucleotide messenger RNA. RefSeq lists its product as uncharacterized. The transcript is spliced from 12 exons. Bases 1 to 1665 code for a protein of 554 amino acids. Gene Ontology annotation, biological process: proteolysis. Gene Ontology annotation, molecular function: cysteine-type endopeptidase activity. The record is from RefSeq and is a predicted model, not a curated record. Lineage: Eukaryota; Metazoa; Chordata; Mammalia; Eulipotyphla; Talpidae.
AUGGCCUUCCUGGUGGCCGGGACCCUGCAGGUGGCCGCACAGGUGGCCGACGCGCGCGAGAGCCUGGGGAGAAAGGGCAAGUACAGCCUGCAGGGGCCCAGGAUGGCCCUGACGCUCAGCACCCCUGAGGUGCCAGCCUCCACGGCGGCCGUCCUGGACGCCACGCUCCGGGCCCUGGGCUGCGGGAGCUGCCAGAGGCGGGAGGUGCCCACACAGGACUUCCUGGGGGAGCUGGCCGCGUUCCGGGAGCAGCUGGACGCUCGCGGGGACCCUGUGGGUUGUGCCCUCGUGGCCUUGGUGGCCCCCAGUGGGCAGCUGAAGCAGCCUCAGCCGCUGGUCCGGGAGCUGAGCCGGUGCAGGGCCUUGCGGGGUCGCCCCAAGGUCUUCCUGCUGCUCUCGGGCGCUCCCGGGGCUGCCCUGGAGUCGGGCGCCUUCCUCACCCACCUGCGCCAGCGGUGCGGCCGUGCUCCCCGGGGGUCCCUGCAGCAGCUGCUGACGGAGCCACCCCUGCCCUCCGUGCGCUCCGAGCCCACCGUGCACACUCCCCGGCGGCGGCACCGCCCUGCCCGCUGGCCGGCCCAUCCUGGGGCGGGCUGCACCCCCGGAGGCCUCAUGGGGCACCCUGGAGUGUCCUCACCUCCUUCUCCUGUCUCUUCUCCCCUCUGCCCUGGCGGGGGCCCAAGGGGCUGGGAGCGGCCCGAGUCGGCCACGCUGCCCGCCGCAGCAGCCCUGAGGGUCGUCUGUCACCACCCCCAGGUCUUCUGCAGGGUGGCUGAAGAGUCUUCAGGGGCCACCCCCUGCCCAUUUUUCCGGAGUUCUCUGCGGGGUUCGCUGUGCCUGCAUGAGGAGGAGCCUCGGCGGCCGGAGCGCUGCCCCGGCCCCAGCUCGCGCUACGACCUGUCGGGGGCCCGCGCCGCCCUCCUCCUGGCGGUGGGCAGAGGCCGGCCAGGGGCCGAGCAAGACCUGGCAGCACUGGGCGACCUGUGCCAGACCCUGGGCUUCAAGACCACCCUGAGGACAGAUCCCACGGCCCAGGCGUUCCAGGAGGAGUUGGCCCAGUUCCGGGAGCGGCUGGACACCCAUCGGGGCCCCGUGAGCGUUGCCCUUGUGGCACUGAUGGCCCACGGGGGGCCUCGGGGGCAGCUGCUGGGGGCCGAUGGGCAGGAGGUGCGGGCAGAAGUGCUGGUGCAGGAGCUGAGCCGGUGCAGGGCCUUGCGGGGACGUCCCAAGAUCUUCCUGCUGCAGGCGUGUCGUGGGGGACACAGGGAUGCGGGGGCGGCCCCCCCAGUGUCCCCCUGGCCCUGGCGCUGGCUGCAGCCGCCCGCCACUCCCUCACAGGCCGAUGUCCUCCAGGUGUACGCCGACGCGCCAGGCGGCUCCUCCAGGGGCGUCCCUCCCGGGAGCUGGGACCAAGCAGACAUCCUGAGGGUCUACGCAGCUCCAGAGGGCUAUGUGGCCUAUCGGGACGAGAGGGGCUCCGACUUCAUCCAGACGCUGGUGGAGGUCCUCCGAGCUGACCCCGCGGGGGACCUCCUGGAGCUGCUCACUGAGGUCAACAGGCGGGUGUGCGAGCAGGACGUGCUGGGACCCGGCUGCGACGAGCGCCGCAAGGCCUGCCUGGAGAUCCGCAGCUCGCUGCGGCGCGGGCUGAGCCUGCGGGCCUGA